Messenger RNA from Pseudopodoces humilis (Tibetan ground-tit), 1644 nucleotides. RefSeq names its product phosphodiesterase 6H (gene PDE6H). Gene Ontology annotation, biological process: visual perception; positive regulation of epidermal growth factor receptor signaling pathway; positive regulation of G protein-coupled receptor signaling pathway. Gene Ontology annotation, molecular function: cGMP binding; 3',5'-cyclic-nucleotide phosphodiesterase activity. NCBI's taxonomy places the organism in Eukaryota, Metazoa, Chordata, Aves, Passeriformes, Paridae. The record is from RefSeq and is a predicted model, not a curated record. Gene Ontology annotation, cellular component: photoreceptor outer segment membrane.
AUACCUCAACAGUCUUUGCACCCACAGCCAUCAGCUCUUGCCCAGGAGCUGUGUGCUGGUGCUGGCAGAAGCAAAACAGCUCUGGCAGACCAGGAAACACCGGGAGAAGGCAGCACAGCACUUGCAGAGAUCUAGAGGAGACUCAAAACGUUUGUCAAGCCACCUGAUUGAUCUGGUAUCAAGGACUAUCCAAGUAACCAGACAGAGGGAUCUGAGAGAGGCACGUGCCUGCCAAACACAGCCCAGAGAUGAGUGAGACCCCAGCUGCCAACCUCAACACUGGAGAUGCUCCAACUGGUCCCACCACACCACGCAAGGGGCCUCCCAAGUUCAAGCAGAGACAGACAAGGCAGUUCAAGAGCAAGCCCCCAAAAAAAGGAGUAAGAGGGUUUGGAGAUGACAUCCCAGGCAUGGAGGGGCUAGGCACAGAUAUUACCGUGAUUUGCCCAUGGGAAGCUUUCAGCCAUCUGGAACUGCACGAGCUGGCCCAGUUUGGGAUCAUCUAAGGUGUCAGCAUCUCUACUAGUGUCACCUGGUGACUCCACAGAUUCCAACAUGGUCUUUACCACCUUUGACACUUACUUUUGGCCCUUGCAUCCACUUGCUUAUGGGCAGGGUGGUUUUGUAAGAGCUAGUUAUGAGAAACUUAACUUUGCAGAUUAAUUUGGCAAAGAAGUUAUUUGGGACCCUGAGCAGACCUCAUGUUCCAUGUGAUGAAACUACUGAAAAAUGUCUUAAUGUCUCCCUGCACCAUAUUCUUUCUUAUCUCACUGUCAUAGAUCUUCAAUGUUUAUGGUGAUACGGGGAGGCUGCAUUUGAACUUUUUCCCUGAUUAGCUGAGAUAUUGUGUGCAUGUACAUCCAGACCUAAUUAAAUCAGCCUAUUCUAUUUUCUUCCUUCCCUCCCUUUCCUCAGCUUUCUGUAUAGAAUUUCCAUGGGUAGGUCCCUUUGUUUUUUGGGCCACCAAUUAUUUGCUCCAAGUACAUCUGUAGAGAACAGCAUUAGAGUCACCAGUCCAGACAUUAGGCUGUUUUCCAUAGGAGAUCCUUCCCCAGUGGCUCACCAUAAGGAACGUGCUGCUAAGAUUUACCUCAUCAGCAAAUGGGGAAAAGGGCUUGCAAAUGCUGUCUGUGCUGUACUGCCCAGAGGCUAUGAACCAUGAGAGUCUGGCUGUUCUCAUAAUGUUAAAUGAAAAUGUGUGCGUCUGAGAUCAAUAGCUAAGUGAAUUAAUCCUAUUAUUCAUUCCUUUGUGGUUGCAGUUCCAAAGAAGCAGCACUCCAAAUGACGCUGCGUUUCCUCUCCUUUGAUGGGAGGCCCUGUGUGACACUUGUCCCCACGCCCAUACAUAUUUACAUGAGACAUUUGCUCCCCAGGACACGCUUGCUGCUUAUUAAGACAGAGAAUCCUUAUGAUCUAUCACCAGCCUGUGCCAGCGGUCCUGCCACAUCCAGCAGAAAAUGAUCCUGCAGUAAUUGCUCCCUCCUCUCUGUGUUUGGCAUAGGGUGAGUCUCCCCUCACCCUGCCCCUCAUAAGCAGGAAGGCUUUUCUCUCUUCACUCCCUGGCAAUUUCAAGCUCUGGAGCUUGUUUGGACAAGCAGGCAAAUGGUGUCCCCAGAGAGAAGUAACAGCAGAGCAGGCGGGCAG